AUGCUCACAUGUGGUAAGGUGGAGGGAAUUGAGGUUCAUGCAAAUGAGGGUGGGGUUACCAAAACACGUGGUGGUGUAUAUUGGUUGAUCUUGCCUGCUGGAUAUCUUGGUUCAUCAUUUUGGGGAAUGGUUUUCAUACUUGCAUCCACAAAUCUUAUCAGUGCAAGAAUUGCUGCUGGUUGCUUUAUUGUUGCUCUGCUUGUUGUGCUCUUCAUUGCUAAAAAUUGGACACUGCGAGGACUUUGCAUCGGUUUUAUCAUUUUUAUUGCAAUUAUUUGGGUUCUGCAAGAGAAGACCACAGUCCGUAUCCUUCGGUACAUCAUUCUCUUUAUUGGUGUUAUGAACAGUCUGUUUUCGGUUUAUGAUAUUUAUGAUGAUCUAAUAUCUAGAAGAGUUAACUCCAGUGAUGCUGAGAAGUUUGCAGAAAUUUGUCCCUGCCCUUGUAAUGGAGCUGCAUGGGGAGUCAUAUGGGGAAUGAUAUCUUUCAUAUUUCUUGGUGGAGCCAUAUACCUUGGUCUUGUCAUUUUGUCUUGAGGUACAAUCUUAUUUUACAAAACUAGCUGCCUAUAUGAAUAGAUUCACCAAAUUGCAUGUGAUGUUCUUAUGGAUUCAAUGCAAAAAUAUGGGAUUAUCCCCUUCCCUCUCUUCCUCCGCCCCAAAUACAGAAUUAUUCUGGUUUGAUCUGAUCAAAGAAACUGCACAUAAAACAGCCAUGCUUUUUUUCCUUUGAUCAUAAUUAGAAUGCUGGAUUUGAAGUCCUAAAUUGUGUUUCCUCUUCUGUGGAUUAAUCUGAACAAUGAUCUUGUACUCCAGGAUAUCGGAUUACCCUGCCUGCUACUUUUGUUUCUAAAUACCCUUUCCUGUUAGUAAAUGAUUGGGUUAUUAGCAGCAUAUAAUCUAAGCACUUAUUCACACGUUUUAUGGGGAUCUUCAAAAAUUCCUAUUGAAAUCCAGAGUGAUGAUGAACCACAGAAUAACUCUCAGUCUGACUGGUUUUUUUCCUCAGUUCCUUUAUUAAGUUAAUGUGUUUAAUGGAACACAUUAACAAGGUAUGGGAAAUGCAAUUGCAAUAUGGAAAUUUGGAGGGCACUCAUUCCGACUUCCAAAAGUCCUCAUCACAAAGUGCAAUGCUUAUGUCUCGGUGUAGAGUUUGUAAAAUGGGUUGAAAUGUCAUGACAAAUACAUGACUUAUACCUUGCUCUUGUGAACCUAUUGAUUGAUAAGGCAUGAACCCUUGUGGUCUUCGCUACAAUCUACCAUCAUUAUGUCUACAGUCUACUCCAAUAAUUGACCAUACAAAAGAAAUAAGAGGAUAAACCAGCACAAAAUAUGACCUUAUUAAUGUUUUCUUUUGUCAUUUAUUUGUUUAUUUGUCAAUGGAAUGCGCUACACGACGCAGGGAAGCCCUCCACCUACCCAUAAACCCCUGCACCCUGAGAUUUAUUUGCUUAACUUCUCUUGACAUUAUUUAUUUUCCGCAUUUUCUCAAGUGUGAACUUUCUGAAAACUUUCCUCAGGUGUUUACAUCUGCAUCUCAGUCAAACCGUGUAUAUAUGAGAUUUUGUAUGAUGACUUAUUCAGGAUGUUUCUACCUAAUAACUUGUUAUCUUUUCAGGUGUAGUGGACUUAGCACUCGAAUUCUCUUUGAUAUUGCAGAGAAGAAAGUUGUUACAAUAUCUUAUUUUGAUUAUUUUUCCUUUGUUAACAUGCUGUAUGCUUCUCAAGACAUCAACCAUAGGUUCAUCAGAUUCACAUUGGACUGUUUUUUUUAAGUUGGUCAUGGCCUGAUUCUUUUGACCUAAUCAUAGUUGGGGUUCAUCUUCUGCCUUAUCAUUAUAUAUUGUAUAUAGGAAAAUAGCAUUGUUGAAUGAUAAGUGUUGAAGAAAAAUGAGAUUUUUUAUUUUUUAA
Ilex paraguariensis (yerba mate) is the source of this 1908-nucleotide messenger RNA. NCBI's taxonomy places the organism in Eukaryota, Viridiplantae, Streptophyta, Magnoliopsida, Aquifoliales, Aquifoliaceae. The record is from the annotation of a GenBank genome assembly.